Molecule: messenger RNA, 2232 nt
Organism: Trichoderma asperellum CBS 433.97
Lineage: Eukaryota; Fungi; Ascomycota; Sordariomycetes; Hypocreales; Hypocreaceae
Biological process (GO): regulation of DNA-templated transcription; DNA-templated transcription
Molecular function (GO): zinc ion binding; DNA binding; DNA-binding transcription factor activity, RNA polymerase II-specific
Source: RefSeq, a predicted model, not a curated record
AUGGAUGAAACGUUAGGCGGAAGCGUGGGAGCGCCGGUAUCCAAGCCCUCGCCUCAGCCGCAGCCCUCCAGAAAGAGGAGACACUCAUAUACGCGCGUUGCUUGCGACGAAUGCCAGCGGCGCAAGACCAAAUGCAGCGGAGAGCGCCCAUGUAAGGCCUGCAGGGAGAGCAAUCACAAUUGCCUCUAUGACCGUACUACGCGGUUUCGAAAUCGCAAUCGCGCUUCAAACACGGUAGAAAAUGAUGGCUCUUCUAUGCGCACGCAGAACCAGGGGCAAGCUGCUCCAUCUUCUCAGCCUGGUCAAGGACAUUCUCAUCCAGCAGCCACUAAUAAUGUGACUCCUGCUUCCACUGCCUCUACCAAAGCCAAUGGAUUGCGGAGCUCAGAUUACUAUCUACAGCUUGCGGAGAGGUUGUUGACCACGACGAAGCCUGCAUCCACCCAAAAGGCAAAAGCUCAAAGCCAAUAUGGGGUGCCCGUGACGUAUUUUCUGGAGAAGCUGCUUAUCCAUAGAGCGAACAACGCUCCUGGAAACGCAUUGGCUUAUGUCGAUAAUGGCCGGUGGCUUAAUAUCAUUGCACUCUAUGAGGAAGAGAUUGGCAUACAGUAUCCCUUCCUCAACCUCGAUGAGCUGAGGCGCCAAAUCACAGAGGGCGACGUGAGGAACACGAAAGAUGAUCCAUCGCGACAGCCGGCGCCGCCUCCUGGUGGCAAAGCCAGCCGUAUUCAAAUCGAGAAUAUUGCAAUCCAUGUCUUGGCUAUUAUAUCCAUUUUCGCAGAUGCCCGGACCAUCGAAAUAGCAAACCCUUGGGUUGAAGAAAUCUAUGCAGGAACAGUGGCAAGGACUCAGCUCGAUAGCACUGUCAAUGCCGCCGAUUUGUGCCUCCUCAUACUCGCCACUAUAUUUUUCUUCCUCAGCGAUCGGGAAGUUCUUGCCUGGAGAGGCAUUGGCAAUGUUUUGCGAUUACUUCAGGAAAAUAGUUCUCGAAACUCUGGAGACCUGAGUCUUCAGGACGGGGGCCAGAUUGCUGCAGCUGGUGAGAUGCUAUACUGGUGUGUCUACACGCUUGACCGGCGUUGGAGCUUCGGCACAGAGCUGCCAUUUGCAGUACACGAUACCGAGAUUGACCGCCAUCCUAUGCUGGAGGGCGACUCACUUUCUACAUGCUACGUUAUGAGUAUGGUCUCAUAUUGCCGAAUUUCAUCAGAUGUAAGGAAAUGGCUGCUGGAACCGAUAACUGGCUCCGCGUCUGAUAUGACACGCGAUUUUCUUGACUUUCGUGUUGUUCAGUGGAAGCGUAACUUACCGUCUAAUCUCCAAUACGAUACCACCAAGAAAUAUGAUCCUUCAAGAGACAACCGUGGGGAGUAUAGGAUCUGCUUACUCCUUCAUCUAAGGGCAAACCAAAUGAGAAUUAUUGUACACAGGACAUCGGCAAACCGGCUCGGAUCGAAUAGUCUUGAUCCAUCCACAGUUAAUGUUCUAGCUGAUGUUUCCCAUGAUACCAUUCGAACUCUAGUCCGCUUGGCCGAUGAGACGGACAUUUAUCAUGCACAGCACAAAACGUUCAACCACUUUCUCGAAUCUGCUCUUUCAUCAAUGCUGCUUGUGCUGGGUAGUAUUAACGACGACACAAACCGAGCCUCGUGCCUCCAAGAUGCGUUUGACGCUGUAGAGCUAAUCCAGCGACUUUCAUUAACAUCACCUGUCUCCCAACGUCUUCUAGAGCGGUUACAUAACAUUCAUGAGGCCAUGGAUAACUUUCGCGCUCGAGGUAGCAGGGCUACGUCGCAAAUUUCAUCGAGUCUCGACGGAACCACAUCACUAGUACAAUCCGCAUACAGUCCUGACCGGCCGACAGGGCUUGUGCGGCUGGAUAUGGAGGCAGGUCAAGGCAAUAGUUCUAGAGUGAACGUCCCAUUGGCAAGAACUUCUGAGCAGACACUCCCAAUUCCCACGUUAUCCGGGCGAGAUAUGGGCGAAAGAGAUCAACAUCAGCGCGGUAACCUAGGGUAUUUAGAAGCCAGCCAAGCAAUGACCUCGCCACCGCAGCCGUACCCUCACACAACAUCUGCUGGUAUUCCCACUCUUCCAUCAGAUCUACCGCAUACAAGACGUGUAUAUGAAAUGCCGGCAAAUAUCCUUAGUAUGGCCAAUGACUUGCCCUUUAUGAACUUUCCCGAGCUGGGGCAAUUUUUGGAUGAAAACCCAGUCAACUUUACAUUUUAG